Dalotia coriaria is the source of this 2365-nucleotide messenger RNA. RefSeq names its product GRB2-associated-binding protein 3-like. The coding region runs from base 125 to 1873 and encodes 582 amino acids. NCBI's taxonomy places the organism in Eukaryota, Metazoa, Arthropoda, Insecta, Coleoptera, Staphylinidae. The record is from RefSeq and is a predicted model, not a curated record. Gene Ontology annotation, cellular component: cytoplasm. Gene Ontology annotation, biological process: signal transduction. Gene Ontology annotation, molecular function: signaling adaptor activity. The transcript has 7 exons.
GUGUUAGUUUAUGUGACAUCACAGAAGGAAUCAUAAUCAUAAUUGCAUUCUUCACAUUAGUCAUCAUCAUGUAUUCUAUCUGAAGGUAUGAUUUUAAUUACCAAAGCUCAAUUAAAGGUUCAAGAUGUCAAAGAAUAUUCAAGAAAUACACAGCGGUUGGUUAACGAAGUCGCCGCCAGCGAAACGCAUAUGGCGCGGGCGCUGGAGACGACGUUGGUUUGUCUUACAUGCAGGUGAAUUGCCAGCUCAGUACAAGCUAUCAUAUUUCACUGAUAGAAACAACCACAAACUAAAAGGCAUUAUAGACUUAGACCAAGUUGAGAUACUCAGCAAAGGCCUCAAGUUUGAAGACAAGAAACUUAAGUUUGACUACAUAUUUGACAUAAAGACUCCCACACGUACUUAUUACUUGGCUGCAGAAACAGAAAAUGAGAUGAUACAAUGGGUAAAUAAUAUCUGCAAGCUGUGCAACAUGAGGGCGACAAGUGAUGAAGAAGAUUGUGGUAUUGACCAACAGGAAAAAUUGGUAGCACAUUCUCUUGAUUCACCACCUGUUUCCCCUGUGAGCACCAGUCCAUAUAUACCAAUCUCGGAAUGUAUCACUGGGAAGACACCGAUUUUACCAAAUCAGUCAAUAGAUGAGUAUAACAUGUCUGCCCAGCAUGUGCAGAGCAUUUACACCAUUGGAAAUCAUUCCUAUGAGAUGUCCUCUCCAACAUAUUUAAAUUGUGCUUCAAUUUCUAUCAAUAAUCAUAAAAGGGAAGUGGAAUAUUGCAAUUCAAUGCCAAUCACUAAUGCAUCACCACUACAAAGUCCAACAGACUCAGAAAGUGUGUUUACUGAUGAUGAUUGGUCACAUAAUAUCAGCCAAUCUGAUACUAGCUUCAGGAGCGUUAGACCUUCUAAUAGUUCAGCUGAGGUUGAUACAAAUAAAAAAUUAAACCAUGUGGGUCCACCAAGGCCACCCAAACCACACCAUAUCAAUACAUCCCAGACUAAUCAAUUGAAAGGAACAAAGUCCGGAAAUCAUAGCAAAUCUAAUUCUACAUGUGAUGAAAACACACCAAAUUUGUUGACUGAUGAGACAUAUGAUUUCCCGCGGUCGCACGUCGAGAACACGGACACUUUAGGAAAGCGUCACUGUUACAACAAUGCGGCGCCCAGUUACAUUGACGGCCAUAUAUUUACUUACGAUAAUCCGUCGCCUAAACCGAGCACCAGUCAAUCACAAAUAUUUAAAUACGGUGAUGAGCUCGGAGAUGAGCCAGCGUCACCGUUAUCGCAAUCUUCUUCAACCGCACAUUAUUCGAACCUACCAAGCCCGCUUUUACCUUUUGACGCACAACUUAUGCCACCACCUAAAGUCAACCGAGGAUUGAAACCAAAGAGGAAACUAUCGGAUUCAUUGUCUGUGGCAUCCAGUACUGAGCCCAACUCUCCGAGACUUGCACCAUCAGUGGAUCGGAAAUUAAAGCCAUCGACUACGCUCACACUGCCUACCGGAAGAACUUUUGAAUCGAGCGAUGAGAACUUUAAUAGGAAGUGUCGCGCUGCUCCCAGUCCAACACCUUUUGGCAGAUCGAUCGAAAAUUUACAAAGUGACGAUAACGAACAGGUAUACCAUUAUUUUGGAUCCUUAAACCUUCAACGAAAGAAAUUGGAAUACCUCGACUUAGAUUUAGACAAUAAAAAUAGCAACAAGUUUAAGCAACGCACAAAAUCGACAAACGAAGACUCCUCGGACCGAUCACCCGGAGCAAUUACAGUGUACAAAAAGGUAGACUUCUUCAAGACGGAAGCAUUUAAUAUAACUCGAAACAAUUUAGAGAAAGAAAGAAAACAGGUGCCUCAAGACAAUGCCUCUAAGAAAUGAUCUAUGCAAUUGUAGUAUUCGCCCACAAAAUAUUGUGCAAUUAUUGACCAGCAUAUCAAAACACGUUUUCUUCGAAUAUUUACUCUAUAUCUUAUUGUUACUCACAAAUGUGCUGAUAGUUUGCAAACUGUAUUACACGUUAAGAUAUUCAUCCGUUAAUGUCUACAACAUUUAUUUGAUUGCAUUUAUUAUCUACCAAAUUACGUAUUACACGGCUGUGGCAAUAAAACGCCGAAUUCUACAGCUUCUUAAUUUCUUACACUUACUCUAAGUUUUCCACAUUUACAAUUUAGACCAAGUUCAAUCAUGAAAGAGUACGAAUUAAUUUACAAAAUCAACGAUUUAUGCUUUAAGAUUUGACUGUUGCAUAUUAUUAUGUAAUGUAUGUUUUAAUGCUUAAAUAACAUAUUUUAAUAUACAUUAUUAGUCGCUUUAUUUUGUACUGACAUGAUGUAUUAUAUUUUUUGCAAUAAACAAGAUGUAUUUUUGUUA